UUUGUUUUUUGGAACUUUGGAAACUUUUUUGCAACUUUUAGGAACUUUUUUUGUUUGUUUGUUUAUUUUUCUGUGUGGAUUAUUCCCAGGAUCCCCCUGAAGAUGCACUAUUAUCUCCUGAGUGUGGUCCUCACCCUGGAUCUGGCGGCGGUGGCUCUCAGCCUGUCUACCUGCAGCACCCUAGACAUGGAUCAGUUCAUGCGCAAGAGGAUCGAGGCGAUCCGGGGUCAGAUCCUCAGCAAGCUGAAGCUCAACAGCCCCCCGGAGGAUUACCCGGAGCCCGAGGAGGUCUCCCAGGAUGUCAUCUCCAUCUAUAACAGUACAAGGGACCUGCUGCAGGAGAAGGCCAACCACAGAGCCCUGCUGUGCGAGAGGGAGAGGACUGACGACGAGUACUAUGCCAAGGAAGUUUACAAAAUUGAUUUCCUCCCCCCUCCUUUCCCCUCUGAAAAUGCCAUCCACCCAAACUAUUACAAUCCUUACUUCAGAAUCGUUCGGUUCGACGUCUCUGCAAUGGAGAAAAAUAUUUCCAAUUUAGUGAAGGCAGAAUUUAGAGUGUUUCGUUUACAAAAUCCAAGCCGGGUAUCAGAGCAACGAAUAGAGCUAUAUCAGAUCCUUAAAUCCAAAGACUUAACAUCACCAAUGCAGCGCUACAUAGACAGUAAAGUUGUGAAGACGAGAGCAGAAGGCGAGUGGUUGUCGUUUGACGUCACAGAGGCCAUCAAGGAAUGGCUUCGCCACAGAGAUAGGAAUCUUGGAUUUAAAAUAAGUUUACAUUGUCCAUGUUGCACCUUUGUACCUUCAAAUAACUACAUCAUCCCAAACAAAAGUGAAGAGCUGGAAACCAGAUUUGCAGGUAUGGAUGACCCUUUCUUAUACCCCAUCGUUGACCACAAAAAUUUGAAGCCUGGUCAGAAAAAACCUAACAGCCAGACCCCUCAUCUAUUACUAAUGCUGCUGCCAUCGUACAGGCAAGAGCCGCAGCAGGCGAACCGGCGGAAGAAACGGGCUUUAGAUGCUGCUUAUUGUUUUAGGAAUGUUCAAGACAAUUGCUGUCUGCGUCCAUUGUUUAUUGACUUUAAGAGGGAUCUUGGCUGGAGAUGGAUUCACGAACCCAAAGGGUACAAUGCUAACUUCUGUGCUGGAGCCUGUCCCUAUCUCUGGAGCUCCGACACCCAGCACACAAGGGUUCUCGGCCUGUACAACACCAUUAACCCAGAAGCCUCUGCUUCUCCAUGCUGCGUAUCUCAAGACUUAGAAUCUUUAACCAUAUUGUACUUUGUUGGGAAAACACCGAAAAUCGAACAGCUCUCAAAUAUGAUUGUAAAAUCGUGUAAAUGUAGCUAGACCUGACAAUACAGCGUGUGUUUUAGUGGGGGAAAAAUCCAAAACAUUUAAAAAAAAAUGUACAAAUAGGGCUUGUUCAAUCAGUGUUAUAAUGUAAAAAAGGGGGAAAAAACGGUACUAGUGUGAAUUUUUUGAAUUUUUUUAUAACUGGCAGAAAAUUCAAAACAUUGAAGGUUUCAUUAAGGGUUUUGUAGUGACUCAAUUAUAGAUCCUCGGAGAGGAGCAUUACCCCCUCUCCCUUGCUGGUUAAUGUUCCUGUGUUAUAGUGGGAGAUUUGGGCCAACAAAAAAAAAUUUGAUCUCAGUGACUGGCAGAAUGAGCCCUUGUCUCUUCACAAAAUUAACUUGUUUCUCGUUAAAAUCAUUCUCCUUCUCUGGUACUUUGUUGUAUGCACAGUUAUAGCGUGAAAUAUGUUGGUCUUCUUCCACGUCUGUUUCAUAUCUGGCUUUACUUUCGAUAUUCUAUUGUGUGCAAAUGACAUCCGCACAAAACAAAGAGGGGAAAAAGCCUCACAGUGAAGACACAAUUACAGAAAGGAAUGUCUCAAUUUUUCUGAGCAAUGGCGAAUAACAGAGAGAGACAUUUAUUUAAAAAAAAAAUAAACACUGGAAGAAUUUAUUAGUGUCAUUAUGUGAAAGAAAAUGAAAACAGGAAUAUCCCUUUAAGUGCAGUUAUUGCAUCUGCUCUUACUUGACCUGCCUAUUGUGUUCUAGUAGUCAGUCCAACAACCGCUUAGAACACCAUUAUUUUGCUGUUGAUCUUAUUUAUUAUUUUGCCAUGAAUUAUGCGCUGAAACAAAGACCAAACAAAUAGCUCAAAUCAAAUAAUUGAUGAUAUUAAAUGUUUUUUAGCCUACAGAUGUACUUUUGAGAUUAAUGCACCAUGGUAAGUAUAGCUCUAACGCUGUUUAGGAUGGACAGUGGUGGUGUUCUCUCUCCCACUGGUUUCUUUAAACAUUUGAGGCCACUGGUGGGGAGGUCCUCCUCUGAGAUUCUGAUUCUGGCCCUGGGUUAUAGACUCACUUUGGCCACCUGCAGAACAAUUGUUUUGCCUGAAAGGUUCUAUAUUUAUAACCACCGGUAAAGCAUUAUAGGUGCAUUGAAAACCCAUAUGGAUGAGGCUGGACUUCUUGUUUGGUCUGCAGUUAUGAUAGGAACAAACACAGGAGAUGACUGAAACCACUGGCGUUUAACCAUUACAAAGUUACUCGUUUUGGGUGCUCUUCAAAUUUAACAGUACGUGUUGCCUAUAUGCAGUUGAUGAAGCUGUUUGAUGGACUACAAGCAUGCAGCUCACAGUUGAAGACUUGAGCUCUCAUCUAUGCUGAAAUAAAAAAUGGCUAUCAGUUCACUUUGGGAGAAGCUAUUUAUAAACAGAUACUGAGAACUAGUAAGAAAGAUGGCUCAUGAUUGGGUAUGUUAUAUGUUCAUACACAUUGGUUCAGUCCUUACUAUGCUUUUCAGAAGACAUGUAUAGUUUCAGCUACCCUAUCAACUUGAGGCAUCUCAAGAUGGUUAGCAACAAAGCAAGGUUCGUACUUUUCUUUGGCAAAUACAUUUUCAUUGGAAAUAUUUGUUUACUCUAAGUUAAACACCUCUGCAUGUGUUAAGAAAUGAAUACACAUUUUUGUUUUUGAGAUCACAUUGAUACUGCACAACUAAGGUACAUGGACAUUUAAGGGGAGCUUUUUUAUUUCAUUUUUGUUAAUCUUUCUUUCUGGCACCUGACCAAUUUGAACUGGGCAACAUUUACAUACUUCCUCCAAAAGUCUUGUUGUUUUUGUCAAGGGCCACCUUACCUUUUCUUGAAAAAAUAAAUAAAAAUCUGCAUCCUUUUGACCACUGCCCAUUAUUCCCUACAAAAACUAGGCCUUACACCUUAAAUGUAUUUUUUUAAUAAUGUUUAUUAAGCAGGAGAAAUGAAAUCAUUAAAGGGUAUGUAAAAUCGAAGUAUGUACUUCUCAUUUGAACCAUUUGUAUCUGUUAAAUAUACAUUUGAAAGUGUUUUGUUAAAUCUUUUUGAAAAGUGCAAAAAAUACCUAUGCCAGAAAUCUUUUAACUUCCUGUGCUCUCAGCCUGUGCUGCACUCAUAUCAGUUAUUCCUAGCUAUCUCCUAGGACUUCAGAAACAGUCUUCUCUAUGUUAUGAAGAAGAGUGGAAGGUAUUUGAAGUCCAAAUCAGGGGAACAUCCUGGGGGGACAAUUCUGCAUCUCCAUAGAUGCAGUAGGAUGAAUUAGCAUUGUCACCCUUGCAUAGGAAGUGUGUUGCUGGCAGGAUCACCAGGUGAGAAUGCAAAAGAAAGAGUGUUUACAUAAGCUUUAACUUCCUGAAUAGUAUUACUUACCUAUAUUGAUCUGUUGGAAUGGGUUCUUGAACUUUUUGUUGCUCCCAUUGAUACAUACUUAAAUGUAGGAGUUGCCUGUGUUAGUGCGAAAACCUAAAAAAAAAUCUUCUUGCAUUUGGAAAUCAAUGACGCCUGAGAUAUGUCAGAGCAUGUUGUAGAUAUAGCUGCAUUCUUUAAAUGCAAUGCAGCUUUAGUUGUUAGAGGACCAUAGAUGUUUAUGGUUCCUCCAACAACAAAGCUUGGCCAACAGUACAAGAGCUUAUGAAAGCAUAAAAAUACAAUAUAGUUAAUACAUACUAUUUACAAGUAAAUGCGAUUUUGCGCUUAUAUAAAAUCAGAGGAGUUGGCCUUUCAGGUAUUUUUAAUGCGGGUGGGACAUGGGUUAUAGGAGGCCAUGGAAAAUUAAAUUUAGGCCAUGCCUUGAGAUUAGGCAGUGCAGUUCGAGCAUAUCAAGGCAGUCGCCAACCUUGACUUUAUACAGGCCUGUUGGGAGGUCUUUGUCUAUUUAAGUGAUAUGUUUGGUGUAUAUAUUGCCUUUCUAGUAUAAAAAGCACAUCUGUAAUUUUUCUGUACAUAAUAAAAAAUAAACGAAAUCAGUAAUCACCAUAUGUUACAGUCUACAUAAAAAAAACAUAAUAUGUUAAUGCAAAAAUCUCUGAUUGUAUGAGGCAUUCGUUUGUUAUUGUAAAUUUAAUUUAGUAAACUAGUGAAAUAUUUAAUAUGUACCGGUCUAAUCAACAGACCUUUACUAUGAUGCUGUAUAGCUAUGCUAUGUUUGUUCCAGGUAUAUGUAACUGUACCGAUAGUAUUACAAUAGAGGAGUUGUAGCCUCAACUUUUGUUUGGAAACAGUUCUGUAGACCUUUGUUAGAAACAUAGAAAUAACUUGGUACAUCAUAGGGUAGAUUUUCUAAUAUUGGUGCACUCAGAGUCUGGUACAGCUGUUCAUAGUAACCAACCCGCUUCUAACUUCAGUAUGUUAAAUUAAGCUUGCACAAUAAAACCUAGAAGAUGAUUGUUUACUAUGCAUAGCUGCACCAGAUUUGGUGUGCACCAAUUUUAGUAAAUUUCCCUCCAUGUGUAAUAUGUACCAAAUUACAAAGUAUUCUUUGGAAGCACUCAGAUAUUUUUUUUUUGUAGUAGGCCAGUAUAAGUUGAAUUCUGUUCAAUGACUUGCACUGCAAAUAUUUUUUAGUAUUUGCAUCUUUCUCAUUGAUGUGCCAUACGAUAUCUAAUGGUUGUAGAUUUUACAGUCCACUCAGGGGAGAACUAAGCUGGGUGUCAGAGGGACAUUUGCCCCAUGGGCCAAUAUCAAUAAGAUAUGUUGAGCUGGUAGCCCUGACCUGCAGUCAGUGAUACAUGCUGGAAUUUUUAUAGCUACCUGCCUCCCAUUUAGACCUGUGAUCACCAAGUCUGACAGCAUCUACUUGUUUUGCGGCUCUGAGAUGUGACAGAAUGCUGAGAGUUGUAAGGGAAAGCGAUGCUGAAAGAUAUAAAAAGUUUCUCAUAUUAAGCCAUUUCUUUUAGGAAUACCCACCUUUCAUCAUGCCUACCAAUCCAAUAAGUCACUUUCGUUCUUUGCAUUGUAUACAUUCUUUAGCCCACAGAAAUUUGUCCUUACCAUGAACAUUGGUUGUGUUUGCCCUCCCUGGCCAAAGAUUCCAAGUCCUCCUCUAAAUCCACUUCAGAUAAAAAAAAAAGCCAAUUUAAUAAAUGCCUUAAUUUUAAAUGGAUUCCACUGACCUUCAGGGGAUCAUGGACAUCUGUGCUGUUGCUGUGUGUCCCCGCUACAGAGAUUUACUUCUCUAUUAUGCUGGUGACCAUUGUCUCUAGAACUGAAAAUGAGGGACAAUCUAAAAUAUAAAGUUUUUAUGGGAAUAGAGGAGAAGUCUUACAAUUGGGUUGCUUGUUCUAGUGACAAGAUCUUGUUCACUGUCGUGUCUAUAGACAAAAAGUAGGGCAAUCUACCCAAUGGUACAUAGAUGGCAAAAACAUUUACAUAAUUUAAAUUGUGUUUACUCUUUCCUAAAUGAAUAAAAUCUGAACCCUAAAAUACCCUAAUGAAUUAAUUGAAAUGUGUAUAGGUUUGUUUCAUGGUUUUAAUGUCCAUGGACUCAAUGCAAAAUAUUUGCAGUCCAAACAAGAAGGAUAUCCUAACUUCUCAGUGCUAAAUUUUAAGUAGCAUAAAAAACAGAUAGUAUACUCAAGAUUUUUGUCAAUAGCUGAUAGUAAAAAAAAGUAACCUGGUUAGGUUACCCAUGUGCCUGUAUAUUUGCAUAUUGAACAAAAGCCACUCUUUUGGGGGUUAUGCAUAGUAUGUAAUUCAACUACUAGAACUGAAUAGAAGUUAUCCCGGUCAUUUAGUGUUUGUAACAUGAAACAAUUGCAUUUAGAGAUUCAUGAUGGAACUGUUUCCUUCAAAAAUGUGAUAAGACGGCAACAACGGAUAAAUGAAACACACCACCACUGGUGCCCUGAGCAAACACCAACAGACACUCAACCACUGGUGCCCCAAAUGACCUUUUAACAGGUACUUUUCAUCUUCUCAUUGGGCACCAACAUAGCAGCAUAUACAGUAGUUAUGCUGUCUGCUCCCCUAUUCGAAAGUAAUUGUCCCUGAGCCUUUUACUGCUUUAGGCAGAAAUCCUGCUUUACAGCUUUGAUACUGGACGUGGAUGCUUCCAGUUAACAUUUUAGAUUCAGUGACAGAUGUGGAACUGAAAGUUGGUAUUUUGUGUUCACUAGAGCAUGGUCAGCCAAUUGGUGGAAAAUAAACUAGAUACAGUAUAUUGGCCCUCUAAUAUGAAAACUUUUGCUACAGAUAGAGAGAUACUUCCCUACUGGGACCAAACUUAUCAGUAUAAUAGUGAGUGGAGGGGCUUUGAAACCAUAAAAGUCAAACUGUGUAACCAAGACAUUGUCAAAACUUCACUCUGUCCAAACACAGUCCCCAUACUAUAAGUUCCUCUGGAAAAAAAUGUUGGUAUGCACGCAUUCUGUGUGGUUUGCUACAAGACAGACAGAAAAUGUUUACAAUGCAAUUUUUCUCGUACAGUGUCUAUAAAUCCCAAAUUAGAUCAAUUUGAAGGAACACAAAGCUAAAAGACAUAUCUUGGUUUGGAAAAUAUAUCCCAGAAUGCUUGCAAUUUUUAAACACACAAAAUCAUUUUUUUUUUUCAGAUUUUGUUUUAACAAAUUAACCAUCAGAUAUUACAAGACAAUCUUUUUUUUUUUUUUUUACAUAUAGUUUAAGGAGCCUACAGUAUUUUUCCAAAUGAACAAAAACCUGAAUGCUUCACAACUAUGUAAAUAAUUAUAAAUAUGAACAAGAACAACUUUUAAGUCAUUUUAUUUGUAUUUUUGUUUGCUAGUAGGGUGCAGUGUAUGUGUAAUAUUCCAUCAAUUUCAGUGAAAUGGCAAUAUUUUACAAAUAUUAUAUAGCACCACAAAAAAAGUGAUAAAUAAAAGUAACCUAUGAAGGUGUAUUUUAAAGCUGUGUAUUUUUGUUUUACAUAAACAGAAUUUUACAAAAAAGUGGAUUCACUCUUGCAAAUUUUGUUGACUUUCCAGGCAAUAGACCAAGCUUUCAGUAAGUCAAUUUAAAAGAAAGAGAUGAUAUGGGCAGUUAAUUACUGGUGGUAUCCUAGAUAGCAAAAGACAACUUUACAUUGCAUGUCAAAAUCAUUACCUUGUGGCAGGUGCAGUUAAAUGUGAGUUGCAUAGAUUUUAUCAAAACUGCAUUGUUUCCAAACCAUUGUUUUUCUUACCUCUUCCGAAUUUCCAUGUUUUUAUGUUCAAUUUUUUUAGUUUCAUUUUUAUGUAUUGUUAUGGGAAAAUCUGAUGACAUACAUUUACAGAUCCAUAUUUGGCUUUUUCAACAAUACACCUGUAUAGACCGUGUAGGAGUAAAUAAAUGUAAAAUGAAUUCUGUUGUAUUUUUUUUUUUUACUGAUUAAUCCAUAUUUUAACACAAUGUAUGUCUGUUGUUCGUGGUGCUGUAGUGGUAAUAAAUUAUUUGAGUUGUACAGUUA
Rana temporaria (common frog) is the source of this 7720-nucleotide messenger RNA. RefSeq names its product transforming growth factor beta 2 (gene TGFB2). Gene Ontology annotation, biological process: regulation of cell population proliferation; transforming growth factor beta receptor signaling pathway; BMP signaling pathway. The record is from RefSeq and is a predicted model, not a curated record. Lineage: Eukaryota; Metazoa; Chordata; Amphibia; Anura; Ranidae. Gene Ontology annotation, cellular component: extracellular region. Gene Ontology annotation, molecular function: cytokine activity; type II transforming growth factor beta receptor binding; type III transforming growth factor beta receptor binding.